This is a messenger RNA of Thamnophis sirtalis, 13635 nucleotides long. The record is from RefSeq and is a predicted model, not a curated record. NCBI's taxonomy places the organism in Eukaryota, Metazoa, Chordata, Lepidosauria, Squamata, Natricidae.
AUCGGAGCAUCUCAGAUGGGAGCGCAGCAGCGCAUGGACGGGGCACGGGCAGCUGCUUGCAAACUGCUCCUCUUACUCGUUGCCUGCCUAUUAAAAGGGAGCUGCCAAGGAUGUGAGCAAGGCCAAUUUCGUUGUGGAAAUGGGCGCUGCAUUCCUGAGGACUGGAGAUGUGAUGGAGCAAGAGACUGUUCAGAUGACACGGAUGAAGCCGGCUGUCCACAUCCAAGCUGUGAAGGAAACCAGUUUCAGUGCCAUGGUGAUGGAGAAUGCAUCCCUCAGGCAUGGGUCUGUGAUGAUGAAGAAGAUUGUGAUGAUGGCUCUGAUGAACAUCAGCAAUGUCAGUACCCAACCUGUGAUCAGCUGACUUGUUCUAACGGAGCCUGUUUUAAUUCAAGUCAACGCUGUGAUGGCAAAGUGGAUUGCAGGGAUGCUUCUGACGAAGCUAACUGCACCCGUGGAUGCUCCAGUUCUCAGUUUCAGUGUAACAAUGGGGAUUGUAUCCCCCGAGCCUUUAUUUGUGACCAUGAUGAUGACUGUGGCGACAGGAGCGAUGAAAAUUCUUGCACAUAUGCAACUUGCAAAGGGAAUUUCUACACCUGCCCAAGCGGUCGCUGUAUACAUCAGAGUUGGAUUUGUGAUGGGGAUGAUGACUGCGAAGACAAUGCAGAUGAAGUUGGAUGCGAGAGUGGCCACCGAGAUUGUUAUCCAGGUGAAUGGGCCUGCCCUGUAUCAGGGCAGUGCAUUCCCAUUGACAAAGUUUGUGAUGGGACUCCAGAUUGCUCUGCUGGGGAAGAUGAGACAAAUGCAACAGCUGGCAGACAUUGCAAUAUAUCUCAGUGUGCAACUUUAAGCUGCCAAUAUCGUUGUCACUCAUCCCCCACGGGGGGAACAUGCUAUUGUCCUGCAGGAUACGUCAUCAGCAACAAUGACAGUCGCACUUGUAUAGACUUUGAUGACUGCAAAAUGUGGGGCAUUUGUGACCAAGAGUGUGAAGAUCGUGAUGGUCACCAUCACUGUCGAUGUGCCGAAGGGUAUGUCCUGGAGCACCACCGUCAUUGCCGAGCCAAUACCUCAUCUGGAGCUGCCUCUAUCAUUUUUUCCAACGGUCGUGAUUUAUUAAUUGGGGACAUUCAUGGAAGAAGUUUUCGAACUCUGGUACAAUCCCAGAAUCGUGGAGUGGCUGUUGGUGUGGACUUUCAUUUUCAGCUGCGUAGGAUAUUUUGGACUGAUACUGUGCAAGAUAAGGUUUUUUCUGUCAACCUUGAUGGCUCGGAUAUCUAUGAAGUUUUAAAUAUUUCAGUCGACACACCAGAAAACCUUGCAGUAGACUGGAUUAACAACAAGCUGUAUAUAGUGGAGACCAGCGUCAACCGAAUUGAUUUGGUAAAUUUGGAUGGAACCAAUCGAGUAACUUUGAUUGCAGAAAGUUUGGGCAACCCUAGAGGAAUAGCUGUGGAUCCUACUGUUGGUUAUUUGUUUUUCUCAGAUUGGGAUAGUCUUUCAGGUGAUCCUAAAGUAGAAAGAGCCUUUAUGGAUGGAACAAAUCGUCUGGACUUGGUUAAAACAAAGUUGGGAUGGCCAGCUGGGAUAACUCUGGAUAUUGUAUCAAAGAGACUCUACUGGGUAGACAGUCGAUAUGAUUAUAUUGAAACGGUGACCUAUGAUGGGCUGGAGAGGAAAACUGUUGCUCAUGGAGGCUCAUUGAUUCCACAUCCCUACGGAAUAAGUCUUUUUGAACAUUCGGUGUAUUUUACUGAUUGGACCAAAAUGGCAGUGAUGAAAGCCAAUAGGUUUGCAGAUUCUAACCCACAAGUGAUUUUUCAGUCUUCCUUGCGUCCCUACGGAGUAACAAUUUAUCACGCUUUCCGACAGCCACAUGUAAGAAAUCCUUGCGGUGUUAAUAACGGUGGAUGUGAACAGAUUUGUGUUCUCAGUCACAGAACUGACAAUGAUGGUCUAGGCUACCGCUGCAAAUGCAUGUUGGGCUUUGACUUGCACGCUGAUGGACGACGCUGCAUUGCUGUGCAGCAAUUUCUGCUCUUCUCCUCCCAGUUCUCUGUGCGUGGAAUUCCAUUCAAUCUUUCCACUCAGGAAGAUGUAAUAAUUCCUGUAUCAGGAAGUUCUUCUUAUUUUGUGGGAAUUGACUUCUGGGCCCAAGAAGACACUAUAUUUUAUUCAGACACCACUAAAGAUAUAAUAUAUAAACAAAAAAUUGACGGGACAGGUAGAGAAAUCCUUGCAGCCAACAGAGUGGAGGGAGUUGAAGAUUUGGCUUUUGACUGGAUCUCAAAGAAUAUCUAUUGGACAGACUCUCGGUAUCGGAGUAUUAGCGUUAUGAGGCUGGCUGAUAAAUCAAGACGAGCUAUUCUUCAAAAUUUGAAUAAUCCUCGAUCAAUCGUAGUUCAUCCAGUUAUUGGAUACAUAUUUUGGACAGAUUGGUUCCGCCCUGCUAAGAUCAUGAGAGCCUGGAGUGAUGGAUCCCAUGCCUUACCAAUUGUAAACACGACACUGGGAUGGCCUAAUGGCUUAGCUAUUGAUUGGAGUUCCUUAAGGCUUUAUUGGGUGGAUGCCUUCUUUGAUAAAAUUGAGCACAGUACUUUUGAGGGGUUAAAUAGAAGGACACUUGAGCGCAUUAGUCAGAUGACACAUCCAUUUGGUCUCACGAUCUUUGGAGGUUAUGCAUACUUUACAGAUUGGAGGCUUGGUGGAAUAGUUCGAGUUCGAAAGUCUGAUGGAGGGGAAAUGCUUGUCAUCAGGAGAGGAAUCAAUAACAUAAUGCAUGUAAAAGCAUACAAUGCUCAGUCUCAAAUAGGCUCCAACUUCUGCAAUAGAGCAACAAAUCCUAAUGGGGACUGCAGCCAUUUCUGUUUCCCAGUCCCCAAUUUUCAGAGGGUUUGUGGCUGCCCUUAUGGAAUGAAGCUAAGCUCCAACCAGAUCACCUGUGUGGAAGAUCCAUCCAACGAGCCUCCCACUUUACAAUGUGGUUCUUACUCUUUUUCUUGUGGCAACGGCCGAUGCGUGCCCAGGUUCUAUCAGUGUGAUGGUGUGGAUGACUGUCAUGACAACACUGAUGAACAAAACUGUGGAUCCUUAAAUAAUUCUUGUGCUACAUCAGCCUUCACCUGUAGAAAUGGCCAGUGCAUUCCCGCUCGGUGGCGAUGUGAUAAGCAUAAUGACUGCCUAGAUAAUAGUGAUGAACUUCAUUGCCCUACACAGGGCCCAACAUCUUGUCCCACAAACCUGUUCACUUGUGAUAACAGCAAAUGCAUUCCCAAACUCUGGCUUUGUGAUACUGAUAAUGAUUGUGGCGACGGGUCAGAUGAAAAGAACUGCACCUUCACAGAUGCAUGUGAAUUCGGUCAGUUUCAGUGUCCUGAUCACAGGUGCAUUGACGCAUCUUAUGUUUGUGAUGGAGAUCAAGAUUGUGUGGAUGGAGCAGAUGAACAUGAUUGCAUCUACAACUGUACUUCUACUGAGUUUAAGUGUGCAAAUGGAAACCAGUGUAUUCGGAACUAUUACCAGUGCGAUGGUGUUUUUGACUGCAAUGAUCAUUCUGAUGAAGCUGGUUGUCCUACAAGACCUCCUGGAAUGUGCCACCAGACUGAAUUCCAGUGUCAAUCAGAUGGCAACUGUAUCCCAGCUAGUUGGGAAUGUGAUGGUCACCCAGAUUGCGUGGAUGGCUCUGAUGAACAUCACAGGUGUCCACCUAGGACCUGUCCGCCUUCUCUUUUCCGCUGUGACAAUGGAAACUGCAUCUUUCAAGCUUGGGUCUGUGAUGGCGACAAUGAUUGCCGGGAUAGGAGUGAUGAGAGGGACUGCCCAACCCAGCCUUUCCGGUGCCCCAGCUGGCAGUGGCAAUGCCCAGGUCACAGUAUAUGUGUAAAUCUCAGUAAAGUAUGUGACAAUCUUGCUGAUUGCCCUAAUGGAGCUGAUGAAUCACCCCUAUGCAACCAGGAGACCUGCUUGGAUAAUAAUGCAGGCUGCACGCAUGGAUGCAUUCAGGGCCCCUUUGGAGCCCAGUGCUCCUGCCCUUUCGGCUACCAACUUGCCAACGAUUCAAAGACCUGUGAAGACAUUAAUGAAUGUGACUCUCCUGGAUUUUGUAGCCAACACUGCCACAAUGAAAGGGGAUCAUUCAGGUGUUACUGUGAUGAUGGCUACAUCUUAGAAUCCAAUGGGAAGACAUGCAAAGUAACAGAAUCUGGGAAUCUUCUCUUGAUGGUGGCAAGCCGUAACCAAAUUGUCGUUAAUAACAUAACUUCCCAGGGCCAGCGCAUUUUUUCCUUGAUUCGAGAUGGAAGGAACAUUGUAGCUCUUGAUUUUGAUUCAGUGACUGAUAGAAUCUUUUGGUCUGAUAUCAGCCAGGACAAGAUUUGGAGUGCUUACCAGAAUGGAACAGACCGAAAAGUAGUAUUUGACAGUGGUGUCACAGUUACAGAAAGCAUCGCAGUGGAUUGGAUAGGCCGCAACCUUUACUGGACAGACUAUGUCUUGGAAACAAUUGAAGUCUCCAGACUUGAUGGAAGCCAUCGGACUGUUCUGAUCAGUGAAAAUGUGACGAACCCAAGAGGUCUUGUCUUAGAUCCCAGAACCGAUGGUCAUGUGAUGUUUUGGACAGACUGGGGUCAGAAUCCCCGAAUCGAAAGAGCAAGUAUGGACGGCACGUUACGAACGACCAUUGUCAGCAAUAAGAUCUACUGGCCCAAUGGACUCUCCAUCGACUAUCCCAAUAAGCUCUUAUAUUUUGCGGAUGCUUAUCUUGACUACAUUGAUUUCUGUGAUUAUAAUGGAAACAACAGGAGGCAGGUGGUGGCAAGUGACCUGAUAUUGCGGCAUCCUCACGCACUCACUGUCUUUGAGGAUUUCAUAUAUUGGACUGACCGAUACACCCAUCGAGUCAUCCGAGCAAACAAAUGGCAUGGGAGAAAUCAAACAGUAAUGAUCUAUAAUGUUCAUCAGCCUCUAGGGAUUGUGGCUGUUCAUCGUGUGAAACAACCUCCUGAAGUUACAUGCUGUUCUUUUGAUCGAAUACAUCUGGACUUGGGGAAACCACAGAAUUUUUUUUUUGUUAUCUGCAGGAAAGAUGUAAGAAUAACAUUCUUCUUUUUGCGAUCUUGCUUUACAGUGGAAAAGCCAUUCCUUAUAGCUGUAAGAGAUAACAUCAUUUACGGUCUGUCUCUGAACCCUGAGGAGAAAUCCAACGAUGCCAUGGUCCCAAUAGCAGGCGUUCAGAAUGGAUAUGAUGUUGACUUUGAUGAUUCAGAACAGAUGAUCUACUGGGUUGAAAAUCCAGGUGAAAUUCAUAGGGUGAAGUCAGAUGGCACAAACAGGACAAUCUUCGCCCCAGCUGCUGUUAUUGGUUCUCCAAUGGGCCUGGCUUUAGAUUGGAUAUCUGGAAACCUCUACUAUACUAACCCUUCGACACAAUCCAUUGAGGUAUUGACGCUCCACAGAGAAAUCAUCUACCGAAAAACUUUGAUUACCAAUGAUGGUACUCCUAAAGGAUCUGGAAAGCCACUGGGUUUAACUGUUGAUCCUGCUCAUGGGAAAUUGUAUUGGACAGACCAAGGAACAGAUAGUGGGAUCCCGGCAAAGGUUGCCAGCGCAAACAUGGAUGGGUCUAAUAUCAGAACUCUCUUCAUGGGUAAUCUAGACCACGUUGAGUUUAUUACCAUCGAUAUCAAGGAACAAAAGCUGUAUUGGCCAGUCACAAGCACUGGAGUGAUCGAACGAGGGAAUGUGGAUGGUACAAAUCGGAUGACUUUGGUUGUUCACCUCUCUCACCCGUGGGGACUGGCUGUCUAUGGUUCUUUUCUCUACUACACGGACCGGGAUUAUGAAGUCAUCGAACGGGUUGACAAGUCAACUGGAGCAAACAAAGUGGUGUUAAGAGACAACAUUUCAGGACUAAAAUGUCUCCGGGUGUAUUACCGAGAUGAUUCUGCCGGUUCCUCCAAUGGCUGCAGCAACCAAGUUGGGACUUGUCAGCAUUUCUGUCUGCCUUUGCCAGGGGGCCUCUUCUCUUGUGCCUGUGCUACCGGCUUUCAGCUCAAUUCUGAUAAUAGGACCUGCUCUCCAUACAGUUCCUUUGUCGUCGUAUCCAUGCUGUCCGCUAUUAAAGGAUUUAGCUUAGAGACAUCUGACCACUCUGAAGCAAUGGUGUCCAUGGCAGGAAGAGGGAGAAACGCAUUGCACGUGGACGUUCACAUGCCUUCAGGUUUCAUUUUCUGGUGUGACUUCAGCAGCCGAAUUCCAUCCCAGAAUGGAAUUCGUAAAAUCAAGCCAGAUGGUUCCAAUUUUAUGAAUGUUGUCACAAACGGGAUAGGAUUCAAUGGGAUCCGAGGCAUUGCCAUUGAUUGGGUAGCAGGAAACCUCUACUUCACCAAUGCAUUCUUGACCGAAACAUUUAUUGAAGUUCUGCGUUUAAAUACCUCUUAUCGACGUGUGCUACUUAAAACCACAGUGGAUAUGCCACGACAUAUAGUAGUCGAUCCCAAGAACAGAUACCUCUUUUGGGCAGACUAUGGACAAGAUCCCAAAAUAGAACGUGCAUUUCUUGAUGGCAGCAACAGGACUGUGUUAGUGUCUGAAGGAAUUGUAACUCCACGAGGAUUAGCCGUUGAUCAUCGCACUGGUUACAUUUAUUGGGUGGAUGAUUCCUUAGACAUGAUUGCAAGAAUUUCUCGUGAUGGCGGUGAGCCUGAAAUUAUCCGCUACGGCAGCCGUUACCCAACACCGUAUGGCCUCACCAUUUUUGAAAACUCUAUCAUUUGGGUGGAUAGGAACUUGAAAAAAAUAUUUCAAGCCAGUAAAGAGCCAGGAAAUACCGAGCAGCCAACGGUUAUAAGAGACAACAUCAAUUGGUUGAGAGAUGUGACUAUUUACAAUAGCCUUUACCAGUCAUUGGCCCCUGCGGAUGUCAACUACAAUCCAUGCCUACAGAAUAACGGUGGCUGUGACCAUCUGUGCUUUGCACUUCCUGAUCUGCAAACACCAAAGUGUGGGUGUGCAUUUGGAUUGCUGGGAAGCGAUGGGAAGAGGUGUUUUAUUUCAACAGAUAAUUACUUGAUCUUUGCUUUGGAGAAUGGCCUUAGAAGUAUACACCUGGAUCCUGAAAAUCAUAGCCCUCCAUUCCAUACAAUGUCCGUACCAAGGACUGCGGUCGCUCUGGACUACGAUAGUGCAAACAGUUUAAUAUAUUUUACUCAAAGUUCUUCGACAGGACCAGGAAAAAUCAGCUAUAUCAGUAUCCAUUCUGGAAGCAGUAAUCCCAUAGUAGUAGCAUCAGAUUUGGGAGCUCCAGAUGGCAUUGCCUUUGACUGGAUCAACAACAGACUUUAUUACAGUGACUAUCUCAAUCAGACCAUCAGUUCAAUGGCUGUGGAUGGAUCUAAUCGUUCAGUAGUGGCUCGUGUCCCACGGCCAAGGGCCAUUGUCUUGGAUCCUUGCCGAGGGUACAUGUACUGGACCGACUGGAGCUCUAAUGCUAAGAUAGAACAAGCAACACUUGGAGGAAACUUCAGGAGUGCUAUUGUGAGCACCAACUUAGUAUGGCCAAAUGGUCUCACACUGGACUAUGAAGAACAGCGACUUUAUUGGGCUGACGCAAGUUUACAGAAGAUUGAACGCAGCUCCUUAUUGGGUGAAAACCGUGAGGUCAUCAUUAGCACCGCCCUCUAUCCAUUUGCAAUGACCCUAUUUGAUCAACACAUUUACUGGACAGACUGGAAUACCCGAAGUGUUUAUCGAGCCAACAAAUACGAUGGGUCAGAUCAAAUUGUGAUGGUAUCAAACCUACCAUACAGACCGAUGGAUAUUCACAUCUGGGCCAAAAGCAAGCAACAGCAGUGCAACAACCCUUGCAACCAAUUUAAUGGUGGUUGCAGUCACAUCUGCGUGCCAGGCCCAGGUGGUGCAGAGUGUCAAUGUCCUGCCGAAGGACGCUGGUAUUUAGCCAACAACAACAAACACUGUAUUGUGGACAAUGGCACCAGGUGUGGAAGUACCCACUUCACUUGUCUUAAUGGCCGUUGCAUCUCUGAACGCUGGACAUGUGACAAUGAUGAUGACUGUAGGGAUGGCAGUGAUGAGUUGGAAAGUGUGUGUGCUUUUCAUACCUGUCAGCCAACAGCUUUCACCUGCGGCAAUGGGCGAUGUGUACGCUACUCUUAUCGCUGUGAUCACUACAAUGACUGUGGAGACAACAGUGAUGAGGUGGGAUGCUUGUUCCGAACUUGUGACCCCCAGACAGAAUUUACUUGCAAUAAUGGAAGGUGUAUCUCUCUUCAGUACGUCUGCAAUGGUGCAAACAACUGUUACGAUAAUGGCACUUCAGAUGAGAGAAAUUGCCCUGAACGUACUUGUCCCUCUGGUUAUACAAAAUGUCAGAGUACCAACAUAUGCAUUCCUCGAACUUAUCUUUGUGACGGGGAUAAUGACUGUGGCGACAUGAGUGAUGAGAGCCCCACUCACUGCGCCACACUGACUUGUACCAAUAGUGAGUUUCGCUGCACAUCUGGACGUUGCAUUCCUGCUCAUUGGUACUGUGAUCGAGCAGCAGAUUGUGCUGACGGCUCGGACGAGCCUUCCUCUUGUGUUUCUUCGGAACGGAGCUGUUCAAGUAGGCAGUUUAGAUGUGAUGGCGGCAGAUGCAUACCAGCUACGUGGAUCUGUGAUGGUGAUGAUGAUUGUGGUGACAUGAGUGAUGAGGACCAAAGACACAGUUGUGCAAAUCGCAGCUGCUCAGCCACUGAAUUCACAUGUGUGAACAAUGUGCCCCCCUUAAGAAGAUGUAUUCCGAGGGCUUGGGUCUGUGAUGGGGAUGCUGACUGCAGUGAUGCUUAUGAUGAGCAUCAGAACUGCACUAGGAGGCCAUGCUCGGGCAGUGAAUUCACAUGUGGUAAUGGACUGUGCAUCCGUAACACUUACAGGUGUGACCGCCGAAAUGAUUGUGGGGAUGGCAGUGAUGAGACAGCUUGCACCUAUCAGCCAUGCCAACAGCACCAGUUUACCUGCCAAAAUGGCCGCUGCAUCAGCAAAGCCUACCUCUGUGAUGGGGACAACGACUGUGGGGAUGAGUCCGAUGAGCUAGAGCAUCUUUGCGUUACUCCAGAAGCAACUUGUGCUCCCCACUAUUUUGCAUGUGACAAUGGAAACUGCAUUGAAAUGGUCAAAGUCUGUAACCGGAUAGAUGACUGCCGUGAUAAUAGUGAUGAGAAGGGAUGCGGCAUUAAUGAAUGCAAUGAUCCUUCAAUUAGCAACUGUGACCACAUCUGCACAGAUAUCCAGACUAGUUUCUAUUGUUCGUGUCGUCCUGGGUACAGACUCAUGUCCAACAAAAGGUCUUGUGAUGACAUAGAUGAAUGUAGUGAAACACCGUCAAUAUGUAGCCAGAUGUGUGAGAACACCGUCGGCAGCUACAUCUGCAAGUGCGCCCCAGGCUACAUUCGUGAACCUGAUGGGAGAAGUUGCCGACAGAACAGUAACAUCUCACCUUACCUUAUCUUUAGCAAUCGCUACUAUCUGAGAAAUCUCACCACAGAUGGCCGGCUUUACUCUCUCAUUUUGCAAGGACUCAGUAAUGUUGUGGCUCUGGAUUUCGACCGGGUGGAAAAAAGGCUCUACUGGAUUGACGUAGGCAGAAAGGUCAUAGAAAGAAUGUUUUUCAAUGGAACAAACAAAGAAACAAUAAUUGGUGAUGGUGUGCCCAAUGGUGAAGGCAUUGCUGUUGACUGGGUUGGAAGAAAACUCUACUGGGUAGAUGCCUAUAAAGAUUGCCUCUAUGUAGCUGAGCUGGAUGGCCGAUUCCGGAAAAAACUAAUUGAUCGGUGCCUGGAUCCUAACAAUACCUUCUGUUUUCAGUAUCCUAGAGCAAUUGUUGUUCAUCCUAAAUAUGGACAAGUCUACUGGACAGAUUGGGCAGAUCGAGCGUAUAUCGGACGCGUGGGAAUGGACGGCAAGAAUAAGACGGUGAUUAUCUCUGCCAAGUUAGAGUGGCCUAAUGGACUUACCAUAGAUUACACCAACGACAAGCUCUACUGGGCAGACGCCCAUCUAAACUACAUUGAGUACUCAGAUCUUGAUGGUCAGCAUCGUCAUACGGUGUACGAUGGGGUAUUGCCUCACCCGUUUGCAAUUACAAUUUUUGAGGAUACUAUCUAUUGGACUGACUGGAACACAGGGACCAUUGAAAAGGGAAAUAAAUAUAAUGGAACAGGCAGAAUGGUUCUAGCGAACACCACUCACAGGCCCUUUGAUAUUCAUGUCUAUCACCCAUACAGGCAACCAAUAGUAAGUAAUCCUUGUGGGACCAACAACGGUGGCUGUUCUCAUCUGUGCCUAAUAAAAAAUGGUGGCUCCGGUUAUUCCUGUGAAUGUCCUGAUAACUUCGUGGUAGUGCAGUUGGGCAGCACAGGUCACUGCCUCCCAAUGUGCUCGAGCACUCAAUUCCUGUGUGCUGACACUGAAAGGUGCAUUCCUAUCUGGUGGAAAUGUGAUGGCCAAAGAGAUUGUCGGGAUGGGUCCGAUGAACCUUCCACAUGUCCAGUUAGGUACUGCCGUGUCGGGCAAUUCCAGUGCAAUGAUGGCAACUGUACUAGUUCCCACUACUUGUGCAACGGUGUCCCAGAGUGUCCUGAUGGGUCCGAUGAAGACCAUGUGCUUUGUGCCAAUCACCAAUGCGAAUCUCACCAGUGGCAGUGUGCUAACAAACGAUGCAUCCCGGAAGCCUGGCAGUGUGACCGAGAAGACGACUGUGGUGAUAAUUCAGAUGAGGAUAGUGCUCAUUGUGCCAGCAGAACGUGUCGUCCAGGCCAGUUUGAAUGUAACAAUGGCCGAUGCAUCCCCCAGACCUGGAAAUGUGAUGUGGAUAACGAUUGUGGUGAUAACUCAGAUGAACCAUUCCAUGAAUGCAUGGGCCCUGCCUAUCGAUGUGAUAAUUAUACAGAAUUUAGCUGUAGGACCAAUUACCGCUGCGUCCCUCUCUGGUCUGUCUGCAAUGGUUUCAAUGACUGCAGAGACAACAGUGAUGAACAAGGCUGUGAAUCCCUGACUUGUGAUCCUUUGGGAGAUUUCCGCUGUGAUAAUCACCGGUGUAUUCCACUGCGAUGGAAGUGCGAUGGAAACGACGACUGUGGGGAUGACUCCGAUGAACAAAACUGCAGUCCUCGUGAAUGCACAGAAAGUGAGUUUCGGUGUGAAAACCUACGCUGCAUUCCUUCCCGGUGGUUGUGUGACCAUGACAAUGACUGUGAAGACAACUCAGAUGAAGUAGACUGUGAACUAAGGACCUGCCACCCAGGUUUUUUCCAGUGCAACAGUGGCCACUGUAUUGGAGAACGAUUCCGGUGUGACGGGAGUGCGGACUGCCUGGAUUUCUCUGACGAAGCUUCUUGUCCCACUCGCUAUCCAAAUGGUUCUUACUGUCCCCCUUCAAUGUUUGAGUGCAAGAACCACGUCUGUAUUCAGCCCUAUUGGAAAUGUGAUGGUGAUGACGACUGUGGAGAUGGGACAGACGAGGAACUUCAGUUCUGCUUGGAUGUUGCCUGUGAGUCCCCCUACCGCUUUCGUUGUGAGAAUAAUCGCUGCAUCUACAGCCAGGAGUUGUGUAACCAGGAGGAUGACUGCGGAGAUGGAAGCGAUGAGAAAGAAGAGCACUGCAAAGAGCCUACUCCUCAGCCUUGCACUCCUGAAGAAUUUAAGUGUGGUAAUGGAAACUGUAUCCCGCUGCAUUAUGUCUGUGAUAAUUAUGAUGACUGUGGAAACCAUUUUGAUGAGCUUGGCUGCAAUCCCGGAACAGGCAGAACAUGUGCUGAAAAUAUCUGUGAACACAAUUGUACCGAUCUAAUUGAAGGAGGCUUUAUAUGUACCUGCAGGCCUGGAUACCAUCCCAGUGACCUGGACAGAAAUACCUGUGAUGAUGUCAAUGAAUGUGAAGUCUUCGGCUCUUGUCCACAGCUUUGUAAGAAUUCCAAAGGAAGUUAUGAAUGCUUUUGUGCUGAAGGAUUUCGAUCUGUUGGGGAUCAACAGGGAACUCAAUGUGCAGCCAACGGUAACCCACCAAUCUUACUUCUGCCGGAUAAUGUCCGUAUUCGGAGAUACAACAUGUCAUCUGAGCAAUAUUCAGACUAUAUUGAAAAUGAGGAACACAUUCAAGCAGUAGACUACCAUUGGGAUCCUGAAGGAAUUGGCCUAAGUGUUGUAUACUACAGCAUUCUUGGACGUGGAUCACAAUUUGGUUCCAUCAAACGUGCAUAUAUCCCCACAUUUGAAAGCAGUGAAAACAAUCCUGUGAAAGAAGUUGACCUGAACCUUAGAUACUUGGUCAGUCCUGUUGGUUUAGCAGUGGAUUGGGUUGGCAAGCACAUUUAUUGGACUGAUUCUGGGACAAACAGAAUAGAGGUGGCAAAACUUGAUGGGAGAUAUCGGAAAUGGUUAAUCUCUUCUCUCCUGGAUCAGCCAGCAGCCAUAGCAGUCAACCCUAAGCUUGGGUUAAUGUAUUGGACUGAUUGGGGAAGACAACCAAAAAUCGAAAGUGCCUGGAUGGAUGGACAGCAGAGGAAUACACUGGUUUCUGAAGACCUUGGCUGGCCAACUGGCCUUUCUAUUGACUAUCUGAACAGUGACAGGAUCUACUGGAGUGAUGAGAAGGAAAAUCUAAUUGAAUCUAUGAAGUUUGAUGGAACAGAUAGAAAGGUUGUUUUACAUGGAGUCAGCAACCCGUUUAGCCUUGAUGUGUUCGAAGGCCAUCUGUAUUGGACAUCGAAAGAAAGAGGAGAAGUCUGGAAAAAAGACAAGUUUGGAAAUGGAGAAAAAGUCAAACUGUUGACCAUAAACCCAUGGCUCACUCAAGUCCGGAUCUAUCACCAACACAGAUGCAACCAGUCAGUAUCCAAUCCGUGCAAAGAUGUCUGCAGCCACCUCUGCUUGCUGAGACCUGGGGGAUAUACCUGUGCUUGUCCACAAGGGGCUAGUUUUGUGGAAGGCAGCUCAGAAGAAUGUGACGCAGCUAUUGAAUCUCCACCAACAAUGCCACCAGCCUGCAGGUGUAUGUAUGGCGGAACAUGCUAUUUGGAUGAAAGCGAGCUUCCUAAAUGCAAGUGCUCCUCGGGUUACACUGGAAAUUACUGCGAAGUGGGCCUGUCAAGAGGAAUUCCUCCUGGGACAACCGCGGUGGCUGCCUUAUUGACGGUUGUUCUGAUCAUCAUCAUUGGCGCGCUGGGCGUGGGUGCCUUUUUCAAUUACAGAAGGACAGGAUCCCUGCUACCUGCCCUUCCCAAACUUCCGAGUUUAAGUAGUCUUGUGAAAUCCACGGAAAAUGGCAAUGGAGUAACUUUCCGACCUGGGGGAGAUGUGUCAAUGGACAUUAAUGUAGCUGGUUUUGGAGCUGAAUCUUCUAUUGACAGAGCAAUGCAAAUGAAUGAGAACUUUGCUUUGGAAACUGGGAAGCAGCCAAUUACAUUUGAGAAUCCUAUGUAUGCUACAAAAGACACCAGAACUGAUGAUGUGAUUGUAGCAUCUCCAUCAAAAGUAACUACUUCCAGUAGUGAAGGAAACGAAAACUUUGAGAAUCCGGUAUACGCUACACCUGUAUCAGUUGAGGCAGCUCAGCCUUCUGCAAGUACAGAAACAAUCCAG